This is a messenger RNA of Brassica rapa (field mustard), 1816 nucleotides long. RefSeq lists its product as uncharacterized. NCBI's taxonomy places the organism in Eukaryota, Viridiplantae, Streptophyta, Magnoliopsida, Brassicales, Brassicaceae. The record is from RefSeq and is a predicted model, not a curated record. Gene Ontology annotation, biological process: lipid catabolic process.
UCCCUUAAUCCCUUUUCAGAAAAAAAAAGAAUCAGUUCAUUUUCCAUAAACUUCUCCAAAUCCUAAAUUACUAAAGAAAAAUAUAUGUAAUAUAUUCUUCAAAACCCUGUUUUCAUAAUUUCAAUUCAAAUCUUUACCAACCUCGAGUCUUCUUCUCUAGUUGUAUCUUGUCUGAAGUGUUCUCUAAUUACACCAUUUCAAGCAUUCCCUUCUCCGUUCCUAGCUGCCAAAAAAUAAUCUUAUCUUUGUGUCAAAGUUUCCGUUUCUCCAAAUCAUAAAAAUCCCAAUUCCCAAAAAAAAAAAAAAAAAGAAAUUUGAAGCCUAAAAACCCAAUCGGCUUCUAAUUGUAAAAAAUCCGAGAUUUAAGGACAAAACAAUGUCAGUGGCCUGUGGACUCGAAUGCGUCUUCUGCGUGGGGUUCAGCCGGUGGGCAUGGAAACGCUGCACACACGUGGGAUCCGACGACAGCGCCACGUGGGCAGCAGCAACACCCGAAGAGUUCGAGCCCAUCCCACGAAUCUGCCGCGUGAUCCUCGCCGUCUACGAGCCCGAUCUCCGAAACCCCAAAGUCUCUCCGUCGAUCGGAAAGUUCGACCUGAACCCGGAUUGGGUCAUCAAACGAGUGACCUACGAGAAGACCCAAGGACGAUCUCCGCCGUACAUCGUCUACGUCGACCACGACCACCGUGAGAUCGUACUCGCGAUCCGCGGCUUGAACUUGGCCAAGGAGAGCGAUUACAAGAUCCUUCUCAAUAACAAACUGGGUCAGAAGAUGCUCGGCGGUGGGUACGUUCAUCACGGGCUCUUGGAAUCGGCGGUUUGGGUUUUGAAUCAAGAAUCGGAGACGCUUCGUGGACUCUGGGAGGAGAAUGGGAGAGAGUACGAUUUGGUCUUCGCUGGUCAUUCUCUGGGGUCUGGUGUUGCGGCGUUGAUGGCGGUUCUGGUGGUUAAUACUCCGGCGAUGAUCGGUGGUGUGCCCAGGAGCAAGAUCAGGUGUUUCGCUCUGGCUCCGGCCAGGUGUAUGUCGCUUAACCUCGCCGUUAAGUAUGCUGACGUCAUCUUCUCCGUUAUUUUGCAGGAUGACUUUUUACCAAGAACGGCGACGCCAUUAGAGGAUAUUUUCAAGUCCAUCUUCUGCUUGCCUUGCUUGUUGUUUCUAGUUUGUUUGAGAGAUACGUUUAUACCAGAGGGUCGGAAACUAAGGGACCCUCGCAGACUUUAUGCUCCUGGUCGAAUCUAUCAUAUCGUGGAGCGAAAGUUUUGCAGAUGUGGAAGGUUUCCUCCUGAAGUGAGAACCGCUAUUCCUGUUGAUGGGAGAUUUGAACAUAUAGUACUGUCAUCAAAUGCAACAUCCGAUCAUGCGAUUCUAUGGAUAGAAAGAGAAUCUGAAAAGGCCCUUCAGGAAAUGAGAGAGAAGAGUGCAGAGACAGUGGUGACAAAGGCACCAAAAGAGAAAAGAAUGGAGAGGUUAAACACUUUAGAGAAAGAGCACAAAGAUGCGUUAGAGAGAGCUGUGAGUCUCAACAUCCCACAUGCAGUGUCUGCCGCAGAAGAAGAAGAAGAAGAAGAAUGCAACAAUGCCGAAGCAUCGGAACCAAAGUCGAAGAAGAAGAAUUGGGACGAGGUGGUGGAGAAGCUUUUUCAUAGAAGCAAUUCUGGUGAGCUCGUUCUUAACGAGAACGUUGAUGGUACUGAUAGGUAGUCACAUAAAAUGUCUAAUUGUAAGAAUGAGUUGUGUUUAUUUCUUUACGCAGUUUUGUAUAUCUGUGCGGCUAUUGUUUUGUUUUUAAUAUAUGCGAAAACGGGUUUGUGUUUA